UACAACUACACCUCCAAGUACAACUACACCUCCAAGUACAACUAUACCUCCAAGUACAAAUAUACCUACAAGUACAAAUACACCUCCAAGUACAACUAUACCUCCAAGUACAACUAUACCUACAAGUACAAAUACACCUACAAGUACAACUAUACCUACAAGUACAAAUUCACCUCCAAGUGCAACUAUACCUCCAAGUACAAACACACCUCCAAGUACAAAUACACCUCCAAGUACAACUAUACCUCCAAGUACAACUAUACCUCCAAGUACAACUAUACCUCCAAGUGCAAAUACACCUCCAAGUACAACUAUACCUCCAAGUACAAACACACCUCCAAGUACAAAUACACCUCCAAGUACAACUAUACCUCCAAGUACAACUAUACCUCCAAGUACAACUACACCUCCAAGUACAAAUACACCUCCAAGUACAAACACACCUCCAAGUACAAUUAUACCUCCAAGUACAAACACACCUCCAAGUACAAAUACACCUCCAAGUAUAAACACACCUCCAAGUACAACUAUACCUCCAAGUACAAAUACACCCACAAGUACAAAUACACCUACAAGUACAACUACACCUCCAAGUACAACUACACCUCCAAGUACAACUACACCUCCAAGUACAACAACACCUACAAUACAACUACACCUACAAGUACAACUACACCUACAAGUACAACUACACCUCCAAGUACAAAUACACCUACAAGUACAACUAUACCUCCAAGUACAAAUACACCUACAAGUACAACUAUACCCCCAAGUACAACUACACCUACAAGUACAACUACACCUACAAGUACAACUACACCAACAAGUACAAAUACACCUACAAGUACAAAUACACCUCCAAGUACAAAUACACCUACAAGUACAAAUACACCUACAAGUACAACUACACCUACAAGUACAACUACACCUCCAAGUACAACUACACCUCCAAGUACAAAUACACCUACAAGUACAAAUACACCUACAAGUACAACUACAUCUAAAAGUACAAAUACAACUCCAAGUACAAAUACAUCUCCAAGUACAAAUACUACUACAAGUACAAAUACACCUCCAAGUACAAAUACACCUACAAGUAAUAAUACACCACCAAGUACAACUAUACCUACAAGUACAAAUACACCUCCAAGUACAAAUACACCUACAACUACAACUACACCUACAAGUACAACUACACCUACAAGUACAACUACACCUACAA
Molecule: messenger RNA, 1222 nt
Organism: Austrofundulus limnaeus
Lineage: Eukaryota; Metazoa; Chordata; Actinopteri; Cyprinodontiformes; Rivulidae
Source: RefSeq, a predicted model, not a curated record